AUGUCAAAUAAUUUAGACCCGAAUAAUAAUAAUAUAGAUCAAACUUAUAAUAUUACUCCUAAUCCUAAUUUGAAUUUAAUUACAAAUCAAAACUCAAGUGAAAUUACAAACAUAUCUAGUGAAUCAAAUCAACCAAAUUCUAUACAUAACUCAACUCCAGUUGCAAAUUACAACUAUAAUUCAGCUAAUCAAGAUUUAAGGGUAGUAAAUAAUCCUCAACAAACAAAUAACUUACAACAAACACCUUCUGCUCCAACACAAAAUAGUAUAACUAUAUCACCGAAUUCAAACAUGUAUGCUCAAGUAAUGCAACCACCAAAUUUUUAUUUAACUCCACUAUUUAUGGAAUAUCCUCAAUUUCAAGCUUAUAAUGCACCGGGAGGAAAUUAUAAUCAAGCACAAGUGUUACCACCGCAACAACAACAUCAACAACAAAUUCCACAACAGUUGCAUCAAUAUCAACAACCUCAAUAUUAUUAUUUACCAGCUCAACAAAUUCAACAACAUCAACAGCUAACUCCUCAACAACCACAACCAACUCAGCAACCGCAACAACAUAUUCAACAAGCCAUAUUACCAAAUUCAUAUGCAUCUUCAACUUCACAAUAUCAACCACCUGUAAAUAAUCAAGUUUUGAGUCAAAAUUAUUAUUUACAUCAUCAUCAAAAUUCAAGAGCUUCUAUAUCAUCAAAUAAAUCAUCCAAUUCUUCAAAUUCGUCAAACAAUAAUAAUAACAACAGUAAUAUAAGUGAUCAACAAAAUUUGAAUUACCCAUUACCUCCUAUAUAUAGCGUACCACAUUCUCAAUAUCAGCAACCAAUACAACAAGCACCACAUCAACCAAUAAACACAUCACCAUCAAAUGCAGUAUCAGCACCGGUUAACGAACAACAUUAUGGAGAACAACAAGUACAAUCUUCCACUUCCUCAACAUCAACAGAUCCAGUCAAAAAGAAUAGGAAACGAAGACAUACUGCAACAGUUCAUGAUAUGACUCCACAAACAGCAGAAAGAAAUAGAUGUAGAAUUUGUAAUAAACAAUUCAAAAGACCAUCAAGUUUACAAACUCAUUAUUAUUCUCAUACUGGUGAAAAAAUAUUUAAAUGUCCUUGGAUAAAAUGUGGGAAAUUUUUUAGUGUAAAAUCAAAUAUGACAAGACAUUAUAAGUUACAUGAAAGAGAUUUUAAAAAAUUUCAAGAUGCUCCAAAUAAUGUUGAUAAUGAAAAUGAAACAUCUUCAAGUUCAUAUCAUAUUCAAGAACAACCUGCAUCACAACAACAGCAACAAUUGCCAAGUUCCGGUGUAGUUGCUUCAGCAUCUACAACUGCUGGUAGAUCUUCAAUUGGAAAUCAAUUAGAAAAUACUAGUGGUGUUGUACCAUAUUCUAAUCAACCUCAACCACACACACAACCACCAAUUACUUAUCCAACAUAUCAAUCCCAAAAUAUUGAUACUAAUCGAGCGUCAGUUCAACCUCAACUUCCACAAUUUUCAUAUCAAAAACCAUUGCAACAACCAGUGUCAUAUCCUCAACAAUAUACAUACAAUAAUACUACUACAUCUACUAGUGCUGUUGGUCAUUCAUCUACAACUCCAAGUCUUCCAAGUAUAAAUUCAAAUUCAAAUCAAACGCAUUCUACAGCACAAAAUACUACACAACCUACAACAUCUCAAGCACCUAUAACUUCUUCUCAAUCAUCAUCAUCGUCUGAACCAAGACAAGCAAAUUACCUUGAUUCAUAUAGAACUUGA
Molecule: messenger RNA, 1752 nt
Organism: Lodderomyces pseudojiufengensis
Lineage: Eukaryota; Fungi; Ascomycota; Pichiomycetes; Serinales; Debaryomycetaceae
Exons: 1
Coding region: 1-1752 (583 amino acids)
Biological process (GO): regulation of transcription by RNA polymerase II
Cellular component (GO): nucleus
Molecular function (GO): DNA-binding transcription factor activity, RNA polymerase II-specific; RNA polymerase II transcription regulatory region sequence-specific DNA binding
Source: RefSeq, a predicted model, not a curated record